Messenger RNA from Chondrus crispus (carragheen), 2530 nucleotides. RefSeq lists its product as hypothetical. NCBI's taxonomy places the organism in Eukaryota, Rhodophyta, Florideophyceae, Gigartinales, Gigartinaceae. The record is from RefSeq and is a predicted model, not a curated record. Bases 1 to 1710 code for a protein of 569 amino acids. Gene Ontology annotation, molecular function: protein binding. The transcript is spliced from 2 exons.
AUGUCCUCGCCAUCUACAGAGGCUAAAGCGCCUCCAGCCGGCCCAACGGAACCCCUGCCCAAAUAUGUACAACUCCCUGAGCUCUCCCCAGACAUCUGGCGCGUCAUAGCCUCCACUCUCGACGUCAGUCAGCUCACGAAUCUCUCGCAAUCCUGCAAGCAGUUUCACCAAGCCAUCGUCGCCGACGAAGUCUUUGAACAUUUCUGUUUGCGAAAGUAUGGAAACUCGUCCCCGCCGGCCUCCGUCGUGCAGGGCAUAUCGUGGCCCAAUCUUUACCGACGCUCCUGUGCCAUUCGCCUUCCCCCAUCAACAGUCAGAAAUGUCCCGCGCUUUGAUUGUCGCGCCCGUAUCCUUGCUACUGUAGCCGAUUCCAUAGUGCUUUUCUUUCAAAACGAGGGAAAGAUUCGAGGCUUCCCCGUCGGCUGGGAGCGAGACGUGUCUGAUUUAUGUGACGAUCCAGAGGAAGUCAUCGCAUGUUGCGUCCAGGUUCCGUCCUUGGGCCUGGGAUUUCUACAGUCAAAGGCUGGCGGUACGGGCUUUGUGGAUCAAGAGUUUUGGUCCAAAUUCAAGACCAUCGAUGCCGUGUCUGGCGAGCUGCUCCAUGAGAUAGAAAUUCCAGUGGGGAGGAAGGGUCUCACGCAUGCGCGCAUGGAAUAUUGCGUGUGCUACCCGAAAGCCAUAUACCUCGCUGGUCGCAAUGGGCAGUUCUUGGCUUACUUUGUCGACGGUGGCGAUGUGUUGCGCGUAGUAGACCGUCUUACAGGUGAAGAGGUCAGCAAUUACUCAGUCACAGAUGGCGCAUUCGGGCGCUUGUUUAGAGCAGUCUUCCCAGAGACGGGCGGCUUCACCGUGGCGGGGGUGGUAUAUGUCAAUGAUGUCGUCGGCGGAACAGGCAAACGAAAAUGUGCUAUUCUCUUGUUCGAUGAGGACCCCGAAGCAAUGAACGAGUUUUUCAUCGAUGAUGGGGAGGAACUUAUCGACGUUGUGAAAGGGCACCUCCCCAAGGUGUUGGCGUACCGUGUCACAAAAGAUCGCAAGACGCUCACUGUGUGGAGAGUUGAAGUGAGCUGUCAGGAAGAACAACAGAGCGAUGUGCUCGUGGAUAUGGAAAGACGUUGGCCCAUUCGUAUAGCGACUGUAGAUGAUGGAUCACUGGUGAUGGCAUCAGAAGAGUUCAGCAUGUCUCCCAACGGGCGACAAAUCUUCAUCGUCCCGAAGGGUAUUCGCAGCAACGCUGGGGUAGAUCUCGCUCGACGUGUGUUUCGAGCUACGUUCAGUCCAGAUGGGACGAUGGCAUCUACUGAGUCAGUGCUGCAAGGAUUUGACCCCCCCGAAACAGGGUGGAGCUGGACAGCGAUUUGUAUGGAAAACCGGAUGCUGGUGGUGUGUGCACAGUCGGCUGGAUUGAUCGCGCUGUUCAACUUGGAACAUGGAGAACGUCUGUGGUCAUUGGAAUGUAGUGAACCGCUGUGGGACAUGGCGUUAGUCGGGGAGCACUCUCUGGUGGGCAUCGGGGCCAACUCUGGGCAGAUCUAUGCGUGGCAUUUCGAUGCAUUCUGCAAGAAGCCUCAGAAAAUGCGUUGUGAAGAGAGCUGGGCAGUCGGCAAAUGUGUGCCACUAUUCCCGAACGAGAACGAUUCGGAAGGCAGCUCUUCAUCGGAAAGCCCCAAGGAGGAGGCCGCAACGUUGGUUGAAAAAGACUCAGAAUAGGGCGCCGAUGGUAUGCAUACGGCGGGACGUCGCGUUGUCAAGCAAACCAAAUAAUGUUGUGCGCGCGGACGGACCUGUCUUACAUCCGCCGUGACGGAAGAAAAGGUGUGGAUCAUGACACAAGCCUGAGUGGCUUUGAUAGUUGCAAGCGGGGUCCGACUAUGAUACUUCCACACCAAUCGUGGUCAAACGAGGAAGCUUUUGAAAUUUUGAUGGCAAUUCUGCUGUGCUGUAUCUCGGCUUUCUUUGCAACUUUAUCGAACGGUCGGGUGAAACGAGCAACGACGGUGAAGUUUGCAACGCGAUUGCCACGAUGGUAUGCGGAAAGCACACGCGUCCAAGUCUUCAUAGAGGAUUCAGCAUUUUACAAGGACUUUCGAAGGAUCUUCCGGUCCACGGUGCGCGGUGAGGGAGCAUGUGCGACGCUCUGUAAAGAAGUUUAUAAGAUGGGCAGGAAUUGGUCAUCUCGUUUGCACCCAAGGCACAAACGUGGCGAGACAGGGUGGACGAGGUCUUAUAUGAAGAAUCCUCUAACCUGUUGAUCUGCCAGGUGACGCAUUGUGAUUGGAUGUACCAUGACGACAUUCCCAAAACAGCAUUGUGAUUCGCGGAGCACAUCUUCUCUUCGUUAAUGCGGCAACGCAGUCGAGUAUUUUUAUCCGAACAAGCUCGUGCCAACGGCCCACCAUCUAGUUGACGGCUUUCCUUAGUCAGAAUGCUGUAUAUAUAUAUAUAGAUAUAUAGACCAAGGUUAAUUGCCGCGAUCAGGUGUACUGCUGCAAUACCGUACAGCAAUAGAAAGAGUAACGUCCCCGCCCCC